Messenger RNA from Dichomitus squalens LYAD-421 SS1, 1420 nucleotides. RefSeq names its product cyclin-like protein. NCBI's taxonomy places the organism in Eukaryota, Fungi, Basidiomycota, Agaricomycetes, Polyporales, Polyporaceae. The coding region runs from base 36 to 1127 and encodes 363 amino acids. Gene Ontology annotation, biological process: regulation of transcription by RNA polymerase II; positive regulation of DNA-templated transcription, elongation. Gene Ontology annotation, molecular function: cyclin-dependent protein serine/threonine kinase activator activity. Gene Ontology annotation, cellular component: nucleus; cyclin/CDK positive transcription elongation factor complex. The record is from RefSeq and is a predicted model, not a curated record. The transcript has 8 exons.
CCACCGUCUCAGCUGAGGGCAAGAAUUUACAACAAAUGGGUGCCAUUAAUAUCGCGACGGCAUCUACUUCGCAAUGGCUCUUUCCUGUGUCGGCGUUACAUCACACGCCCAGCCGGAUGACAUCCGAUAUACCGCUCGAAAGGGAGCUGUACGAUCGCAGCAGAGGGGUAGAGUUCCUGUAUCGACUAGGAGUCUCUCUUGGAUUGCCGUCUUCCGCGAUGUUUACCGCUGCGACAUGGUUCCAUCGCUUCUACAUGCGAUAUUCUAUGGAAGACUAUCACAGACAGGAUGUCGCGGCAGCAUGUAUCUUCCUGGCGACCAAGACGGAAGAGUGCGGUCGUAAGUUGCGGGAUGUCGCCAAAGUAUUCUGCUCCAAGGUGUCCAAGAAAGAUCUCAGUCAAAUUCCCGAUGAUAGCAAGGAAGUCGAGGAAUGCCAGACAAGCAUCUUGCUCACCGAAGAGGUCCUCCUGGAGGGCCUCUGCUUCGACUUCGUUGUCGAUAAUCCUCAUGCGGAGCUUGUCGAUCUAUACGAGGCGCAUCCUAACAACAAUCCGCUGAUCGAGCAGUGUGCAUGGUCGAUUGCCAAUGACUCAUACCGAACACCGUUAUGUAUCCUUUAUCCUCCGAAAGUUAUCGCAGCCGCAUGUUACGUCCUGGCCGAACACGCCAUUGAAGGGCCCCGAGACUCGCCGCUGGAUGCCCGCCUCGCAUCGCCGGCACCUUCCGCAUCUCUGCCAACCCCGCCGUCCCACAGAGCCCAACCCGCGGGCUUCUCGCGCCAUGCCGUCGAGUUCUUCGGGUUCAACGAGAUGGGGCUUGCUAACGUAGCUGACGCGCUGAGCAUCUUGCUCGAAUAUUACGGCGCCCAAGAUCUGCAGGGAUCCAGCGAAUUCCUCGCCGGAUUGGCGUCCAUCCCACCGCCACAGAGCUCGUCCCACCGGGCGAAACUCUACAAGCCAUUCGCCCAGGUCGCCGCGGGGACCCUCCACCCCGUUGCGAACAACUCCACACCAGAGCACGCCAUCAGUCAGUCAGGGACACCUACCCAGCCCGGAGGGAGUACUCCGGGGAAAUUUGCGUCGGGCGGAUGGAAGCCGGUGACGGAGGGUGCGCCAGAAGGGCAGUAACGCGCCGAACCCUCGUCUACCUUCCCUUGGCCACGUCUGAUGAUCGCAAGUACCGCGCCAGAAUCGUGGACCGUGAACCUUCGGCGCAUAUCAUCCAUCGUGACUCGUAUGAUCGGGGAGUGGUGACACCCUUGUGGUGUGGCCACAGUCGUGCAUCGGUCGUAUCGUCGAAAUCGCCUGAAUAAGCUCUCUCGUAUCUCAUCCCCGCUGAUCGUUUUUGCUAUCGUGCUGAAGGAAGCUGUAUUAUACGCACCUACUGUACAGUACUCGAAUCUGCCUUGAUCAAACAUGCG